Molecule: messenger RNA, 2490 nt
Organism: Acanthopagrus latus (yellowfin seabream)
Lineage: Eukaryota; Metazoa; Chordata; Actinopteri; Spariformes; Sparidae
Product: cyclin-K-like
Exons: 10
Biological process (GO): positive regulation of DNA-templated transcription, elongation; regulation of transcription by RNA polymerase II
Cellular component (GO): cyclin/CDK positive transcription elongation factor complex; nucleus
Molecular function (GO): cyclin-dependent protein serine/threonine kinase activator activity
Source: RefSeq, a predicted model, not a curated record
UCUUUACAUCAGCGGGAUUCUUCUGGUCGGUGCCGUCCAGGUGUCAGUGACCUCCGUCAGUGCGUGGGAGCACCACCUGCGGGGCAGCAUGAACACACUGUGUCGCGGUCUGCAGCAACACUAACCUCCUCUGGACGGUGGGUGACAUUUGGACCAGCUGCAGCAUCUCUCAUCUCCUCCGUCCUGCCUGCCUCCGUCAAGUCGGCUCCAGGUCACACAGGAAAAACAUCGACUCCAGCCUCCAGGUUCUGCCGCGAGCGGGACAAAACGGUCCUUUCCACCCUGGAAUUCAUCAGACCCCUCUUGUUCUGGGACAGGAAGGACCCGGCCACCCUGGACCACGUUAAACCAUGCUGGUACUGGGACAAAAAGGACUUGGCCCACACUCCAUCCCAGUCGGAGGGACUGGACCCUGCCACUGAGGCCCGGUACCGCAGGGAGGGGGCUCGCUUCAUCUUUGAUGUGGGCACACGGCUCGGCCUGCACUAUGACACACUGGCUACUGGCAUCGUAUACUUCCACCGCUUCUACAUGUUCCACUCCUUCAAGCAGUUUCCAAGAUAUGUGACAGGAGGAUGCUGCCUUUUCCUCGCUGGCAAAGUGGAGGAAACUCCAAAGAAGUGCAAAGACAUCAUCAAGACGGCUCGCAGCCUGCUCAAUGACGUCCAGUUUGCACAGUUUGGAGACGAUCCCAAGGAGGAGGUGAUGGUGUUGGAACGAAUCCUGCUGCAGACCAUCAAGUUUGACCUGCAGGUCGAUCAUCCCUACCAGUUCCUGCUGCGCUAUGCCAAGCAGCUCAAAGGUGACAAGAGCAAGGUGCAGAAGCUGGUUCAGAUGGCCUGGACCUUUGUUAACGACAGCCUCUGCACCAUGGUGGCCCUGCAGUGGGAGCCACAGAUCAUAGCGGUGGCUGUCAUGUAUCUGGCUGGACGGCUCUGCAAGUUUGACAUCCAGGACUGGACCUCCAAGCAGUCAUCCCGGCGCUGGUGGGAGCAGUUUGUUCACGACGUUCCUGUGGAGGUGCUGGAAGAUAUCUGCCACCAAAUCCUGGACUUGUAUUCUCAGGCUAAGCAGCCGAUGCCUGAAGGGGGUAUAGGGAUCGGGGAGACCCUCCCCCCACCUUCCAUCCUGUCCCUCUCAGCACCACCACUGGGAAAGAGGGCUUCCCCUCAGACCAGCCCCAGACCACCCAGACCAGCCCAGCCUUCUCCCAAAGAUGACAACAAGGCCACUAAGCUCAACAGUCUAGAACCUCCUCCACCUCCUCCUCCUCCUCCCCCUCCCCCACCAGUCUCCAUAAACCCCGAACCCGUACCCCCCUCCUCCUACCCACCAACCCCAGAACUGUCCUCUAAACCCCCGCCUCCACCUUUACCUCAUUGCCCACCACCCCCACCUCCUCUACCCAUGGACCUACCCCCUGCUAGCUCCUUGGUGUCCAGUGAAGGCUACCAGAAGCUCCAAUCAAUGAUAAAGACAGAGGGCUCCUGUUACACCGCUGUGCACCAGGCCGGUGUCCCACCACUGGGCUACCACCACUACCCCACAGGCCCGACUUCCUACCACACUCUCCCACUCUCGGCCUAUAGCUACCUGCUCGCACCUCCGCCCCCCUCAGUCAUGGGGCUGGCACCUGGUUUGAGUGGGGGGUACCCGCCACAGUCUGCUGCUGGACACAAUCAGCUACCGCCUCCGCUGCCCCCCGGGAUACCCCCGGUAAGCGGGCUGAGUCGGGGUACGUGGAUGAGAUGAGAAACCAUUAAAAGAGCAAAAGGUUCAGAAAAGUUAAAAAAAAUAAAAAAUAAAAUGUGCACAACAGGUAACUUUAACGAUCUGAACAGUUUCACAUUUGAAGAUGCAGGAAAACUUCCAGUGCUCACAGUUCUUCAGAGCUUUAUUAGCUGAUGAUCAUGGAGCAGAUAGGAAAGUAAGUUAUGCUAAUUUGAGCCAAUUUCAUGACUUGUUCCCGUUCUGCAAAGCUGUGCUUUUAUAAAAAUGAAAAGUUCACCUGACAGUUUGUUAAAUGACUGUUGACAUAUUUUAAGGUGAGCCAUAUUCUCAUCUGUUGUAUUUAUUACUGACUCGUGUCCUAUUUAAUGUCCCACAUGGCAUCCAACCUUCUGCUGUCAUUCCACUGAUGAUGAGAUAUUUUAGUGUUUAAUGCACAUGUGGAGCUGCACACUGUUUUCUUUUUAAUGGCCUUUUAAAGAGGACUCAGCACUGUAAAAGGCAGCAUCUUCACUGCGUCCCGUCCGUUAUGUUCUGUCUCCGUAAAGCACUUUGCGUUUGAGAAUGAUGGAGUCCAGUGUUAUUGAACAGGUUUAUCACAGUGUUGUUGUUCGAUUGUUUUUUUUGUUUUUUUUUUCCUGUCAGGAUCUUAAAAUAGUUUGGUGCCGACCAAAGCUGGCACCCUCGAAGCGCUUUGGAUGUUUACUUUUUUUACUGUAAGAAUGUAAUAAACCUAAAAAUAAAAGUGCGUUGCUAAAAUUG